Molecule: messenger RNA, 858 nt
Organism: Salarias fasciatus (jewelled blenny)
Lineage: Eukaryota; Metazoa; Chordata; Actinopteri; Blenniiformes; Blenniidae
Product: zinc finger protein 219-like
Exons: 6
Coding region: 1-858 (285 amino acids)
Source: RefSeq, a predicted model, not a curated record
AUGACUCCGCCCACCAGAAGCAGUCCGGUGAUGAAGGUGAACCAGCCCCGCCCCUCCCCGGAUCCUCCACACGAACCUCCGAGCAGGGAUCAGAGCUCGGCUGGCUCCGCCUUCUUCUUCAGGUGUCACGUCUGCGGCUUUGAGACCGAAGGCCACGCCCUCUUCCAGAGUCACAUGACGGAGCACCGCCCGUGGGAGCACGGCUCCUUCUCCCUGCACUGCUGCACCUGUGAGCUCUCCACCAAUCAGGAGGCGGAGAUGAGGGCUCACGUGGAGACGCACCUUCAGGGCGACAGCAGAGAGACGAGCUGCCCCGGCGCCCGUCCCGCAGCCGCCGCCGCAGCCUCUGGCUGCACGCUGGCAGUUGCCGUGGCAACCCAACCCGAGAAGAGCACCUCCGAGCAUCGCUGCCGCAUCUGCCAGAGGUCGUUUCCAGGGCAACAGGAGCUGCUGGUUCACUUCCAGGGCCAUCGCCAGGGCAACCAGUACCGCUGCGACCGCUGCGGUCACCUGACGCGCACCGCCAACAAGCUGGUGGAGCACGUGCGCGUGCACACGGGCGAGCGGCCCUUCACCUGCGACCUCUGCCCGUACAGCGCCAAGCGCAGGGACAGCCUGCGGCUGCACCGCAAGGUCAAGCACGGCGCCGCCAUCGGCGCCGCUGCCGCCGCCGCCGGGCAGCACGUGCACACGCACCGCUCCUACGUGCACGGAGACAGUCAGCGCUUGAACAAACACGUGCAGCGGCUGCACACGCCGCCCUGCGCCUCCUCCAAGCCUCCGCCUCACCCCUCGCUCCCCGGAUGGAGGGAGUUAUCGCCGCUCCUGCCCAUCACCACGCUCCUUUGGUGGGGGUGA